This is a messenger RNA of Pogoniulus pusillus (Red-fronted tinkerbird), 1752 nucleotides long. It is a transcript of the gene NEIL2, whose product is annotated as nei like DNA glycosylase 2. Gene Ontology annotation, molecular function: DNA N-glycosylase activity; damaged DNA binding; DNA-(apurinic or apyrimidinic site) endonuclease activity. The transcript is spliced from 4 exons. Gene Ontology annotation, biological process: base-excision repair. Lineage: Eukaryota; Metazoa; Chordata; Aves; Piciformes; Lybiidae. The record is from RefSeq and is a predicted model, not a curated record. Bases 158 to 1138 code for a protein of 326 amino acids.
GGGAAGGUGGUUUGUGGGGUGAGUAGUUUGUAGCGAGUGGAGGUGUUGUGAAGAGGUUUGGGCAAGCUCAGCCGCUGGGUGGUUUUGUGUAUUUCAGAGUUGCAACUGCCCUUCAAGUCUAGGGAGCACUAAGCUGCUCCCUCUACAGCUCCCAGAGAUGCCAGAGGGCCCUUUAGUGAGGAAGUUCCAGCUGCUGACCUCCCCUUUUGUAGGGCAAGUGGUGUCCAAGGUGGGGGGAAGCACACGGAAGAUCAAUAGGAACGACCUGAAUGCCCUGAGGCUCCAGGACUGCCAGGUUCAUGGGAAGAAAUUGUACCUGGCAUUCGUGGCAGCUGAAAGUCCCUUAGCGCCAGCUGCAGGAGAGACAGCGCUGCAAACGGAGGCUGCUAGCGAGGCAAGUUCUUCUGGCUAUGGAGGGCAAGAAGGGGAUUGUGCUCCACAGACACAGCUCCAGGAUGAGGACCUGCAGGAACUCCAGCACACUGGGUCUGAGGUCCUAGAUGCAGCAGAGGGUGUGAGCCACUGGCUGCGGUUCCACUUUGGCUUGUUCGGCAGCGUUCGGGCAAAUGAGCUCUCCAGAGCAACAAAAGCCAACAAGAGGGGGGACUGGAAGGACCCCAUACCCAGACUGGUUCUGCACUUUGAGAAGGGAGGGUUCCUUGCUUUCUACAACUGCUGGAUGUACUGGUGCUCCUCUCCCAGGGCUGAUCCUGCUUCCGACAUCCUGUCUGGGGAGUUCCACCGUGGCCAGGCAUUGGAUGCUCUCCGUGCACCCCGUCCCAUCUGCUACAUCCUCUUAGACCAAAGACAUUUUUCAGGGUUAGGAAACAUCAUUAAGAAUGAGAUCCUGUACCUGGCCAAGAUCCAUCCAUUAACACCAGGCUCUCUCUUGGCUCGCUCCGACCUGGAGCGCCUGCUUGACUAUGCCAUUCAGUUCAGCUCUGACUGGCUGCGCGGCAAACUCUGCGGCCAGAGGCUGCACCACCACAUCUACCUGAAGAAGCAGUGUCCCCUCGGGCAUGCAGUGAUGAAGGAAGCCUUUGGACCCUCAGAUGGCUUUAAGAGGCUUACAUGGUGGUGCCCUCAGUGCCAGCCUGUGCUGCUGUCGGGGGAUGGGGAUUCCCCUCUCAUCGAGUGACCUGGCUUUCUAUGUUCAUCUGCUUCUGGAGGAUAUCUGGGUGGUCUCUCAACUAUGCUCUUAGUAGUCCCAAGGGGAUCUUCAUGGUUUCUUUGUUGAGUUUGUUUUGUUGGUACAGUGAGUUGAUGGAGUUAUGUGCUCAGUGGAGGUUACAGGAAUCCUUGAAGUGCUCUGUGCCUCUGGAUGCAACAAGCACUGUGACAACAGUGUAAAUAGUUUGACCAUUCCUGAGGUGCCUCGAUCCUCCUGUGCAGAGUAGUGAAUUGGAAGUGUAAGGGGUUGAAAUGACCCUGUCCCUUGACCCUGGUAUGGAUGCAAUGGCUUAUGAUGGAGUUAGCAAAAAGGAACAUAUCCCUCUGCCUCAACAUGCCCAUGAACUCAGUAUUGGGUAAUCCUGCUUCAACUUGCAGCCCAGGACCUGUGUGCAGCACUGUCAUUAGGCGUGGCUAGAAAUGGGAGGCUGUUCCAUCUGUCAGCACAGAUGCCUCCUUCCAAAGGGACAAAAUAAAUCUUAGCUGUGCAUGGCAGAACUUGUCUCUGCACCCACAGGUGUUAGGUUUGUGGCAGAGUGACAGUUCCAUUCUUGCUGUGAAAAUAAACCCUUACCAUUAAAA